UUUCAGGGCGCCAAAUUUUGGCAGAUGAUUGCACUUUACAUUCCAAGUCUCAUUUCAGCACAUAUCCUAACUUAUCGGCUGUGGUUGUGAUGUGACAUGCGGUUGUGUAAUAAAUGUGUUUUUCUUUCAACCUUUUGUACUUGGUCGUGAGAAUGGACGGAAAAUGAUGUUUAAACUUAUUUGAACUUUUAUGAGACUAUUUAAAACACCUUGGGAAUAUGUCUAGAUUCGCUGGGAAGGCCAUUUCCAAUGUUAGAAUUUCACAUAGACGAAGGACAGUCUCCUUCUCGGGGAAUGUCAGUAGAAGAAAUGAAGAUGAUGUUGAAAUCCUGGAGCCUGAAGCCGCCCUCCAAGAAGCAUUACACGUUGCCGCCUUCCAAGCUCAGCGGCAACGGAAGAACAGUGGAUAUUCCUUUACCAGUGAUCUACCAGACGGUGCUUUGAAAGUUAGAGCUUUGUUUCAGAGGUUGGGCAGAGCAGUGUGGAAUCACUCAGACACUGUGUGGGCAAAAACCAUCUCAUGGAUAAUACUGGCGCUGCUGCUGUGGGCGAUCCUGUACAGCAUCGAGGGUGAAGGCAUGGGACCCGAGGGCGACUUGUUCAGACUGCUGGUGGGUAGGUCGCAGAAUGAACUCAACAGAUUUAUGGUGAUGAUUAUCGUGGCCUACCUGAUGGGCCAGGUGACGGAGUUGUGCAAGUUGCCAGGACUGCUCGGGAUGUUGGUUACGGGACUUGUCCUCAGGAACAUAAAGUUCUAUCACCCGGCUGUUGGUAAAUACGCUGACCUGACUAAAGUCAUGAAACAGCUGGCCACUACCUGUGGUAUGAUCAGAGCAGGCAUGAGGCUAGUACCUGACGCUAUCUACGCAGCCCUCCACUGCCACCAUGGACUGGUGCUGUCUGGCCUAGGGUUCCUUCCUUCAUUCCUGGAGGCCAUGGUGACAGCUGUGAUCUCAUACUUCAUCCUUGACUACUCCAUAAUCUGGGCCCUCUGUCUCGGGUUCCUGUUAUGUCCCAACUCUCCCUCAGCCAUCACCCCACCCAUGGCUCAGCUGAUGGCCCAAGGCUAUGGUGAAGAGGAAGGCAUUGGAGUGCUCGUCCACGGGGCUGCAGGUCUUGACGUUGCCUUUUCAGUCACCAUCUUUGACUUGUGCCUCGCCAUACUUUUCCAUGGAAGGCAUCUUGAACCUUGGCUCAUGAUCGGGAAGGGCAGUUUGGACGUUCUUGCGGAUAUCGUGGGAGGUUUUGUGCUUGGUGUCAUCGCAGGUUUACUACCUGUUCAAGAUAAUGCCCUUGCACUGUGGAAACGCACAUUCGCCACGAUGACGGGUGGCAUGUUGGCAAUCGUGCUGGGUCCCCGGGUUGGUCUCCCUGGCACAGGUCCGCUCUCCUCCAUAGUGACGGGGUUUGUGGCGUCCAUGUUGUGGAAACUGCAGGCCCCUCUCAGCACCAAGAAAACAGUGAACGACAUCAUCCAAGCCAUGUGGAUCGUCUUGUGUCCGAUGCUGUUUGCCUUCACAGGGUCUGACGUGGACAUAUCCUACUUGGACUGGUACACUGUCUGCUGGAUGGUGGGCAUUGUGCUCGUCACUGUUGUUGUCCGUCUGUUGGGUUGUAUUCUUGUCUUAUGUGGAGGAGGGUUCAGCUUCAAGGAGAUGCUGUUUGUUGGUCUCAUAUUCCAGGGGAAAGCAACUAAUCAGGCGGCACUGGCACCUCAGAUAUUGUAUGCAGCCUGGGCGACCCACGACGACAAUGAAGUACGCAAAGCCAACGAGGCUGUGACGAUGGGCGUUCUAUCCAUCCUGAUCUGCACCCCGCUGGCCCACCUCGGCGCGCUCUGGGGCGGACCUUGCUUGUUGAAGAAGAAAACAGAGUCAUCCACUGCGAGUCGGACGAAAACGAAAACCGACAGCAACCACACGUUCAAAAGUGCUGAUGAAGAUACGAACAAUGUACAAAAUAAUGUGAUGAAUGUAUGAGCCAUGUAUGUAAAAAUUGUAAAUAUAUUGUAACGUUUUUGUACUUGGUUU
Molecule: messenger RNA, 2030 nt
Organism: Macrosteles quadrilineatus (aster leafhopper)
Lineage: Eukaryota; Metazoa; Arthropoda; Insecta; Hemiptera; Cicadellidae
Product: sodium/hydrogen exchanger 9B1-like
Exons: 11
Coding region: 219-1979 (586 amino acids)
Source: RefSeq, a predicted model, not a curated record